Molecule: messenger RNA, 1531 nt
Organism: Nasonia vitripennis (jewel wasp)
Lineage: Eukaryota; Metazoa; Arthropoda; Insecta; Hymenoptera; Pteromalidae
Product: histidine-rich glycoprotein
Exons: 1
Coding region: 727-1512 (261 amino acids)
Source: RefSeq, a predicted model, not a curated record
GAGAGAGAGAGAGAGAGAGAGAGAGAGAGAGAGAGAGAGAGAGAGAGAGAGAGUAGCUAUACCCGCCGCGCGGGAACAAAACAAAAAGGCCGCGCAUGUCGUGCUCGAAUUCGCUUUGUUUAGGUCUCGCGCGGCGUCGAUGGCCCUCUGUAUAACGCGGCGUUCUCGUCUUGUUAGUCCUGCCUCGUCAUCCGCGAAACUUCUCAUCCCCCAUUUCUUUCCCGCGAGCUUUUUCACCCCAUCGGAACAAUGACGUCGUCUGUGCCUGGCUUUUUGUUCCGAAUUCCGCGAGUGGGCCACUCCAUCCUCCCUAUAUCGCCGAUAUGCGGCGCGCGGCUUAUUACGAGUACGCGCGAGCACGCGGAGCGCAUUGUUGCGCCGCUAUAGUUCGCUGCCGCCGGAGAGACGUCCUCGCGCGCCGAUGCGCAGAGUGUACGCUCGAGAGGGAGGCGCUUCGGAAAAAGAACGGUAGGUAGCUGGUUAUCUAAGCGCCGCGGCCGGCUGAUCUCGAAUCAGUUACGUGACAGCGAGUGUGUCUAUGCGAUAUUCGGUCGGUCGCGCUUCGGUUCUUCGACUUUCUCCGAUGACAAAAAGAUGCGGGAGAAUCGAUCGCCCGCGCUGUUCCGGUCCGCGUUCUUCCGAUCCGCGUGAGAGCGCCGCGCAUAUAAAUAGUCAGGAUGCCGGCGAGUGCGACUGGAGUACGUCUCAGCUCAUGCCGGACUGAGGAUGGCCAAGCACCACGCCUUGAGGUGCAGCCUGCCGUUGCUGCUGCUGCUGCUCUGCCUGCUCGCUGGCAGCCUCGCGAGGGAGCAUGGACUAGCCCGGCGAAGACUGCCGAGGAGCGGCGAGGGCGGGGCCGACCUACUACCCGCGGCCUCCCACCACCACAAGGGCCACCACUCGGAGGAGCACGGCGGCAAGGAGCACCACCACCAGCACCACGAGGAGCACGGCGAGAAGGGCGACAAGGGCCACAAGAGCCACCACCACCACGACAAGGGCGAGCACGGCGAGCACGACAAGGAGCACCACGAGGGCCACCACGAGGAGCACGGCGGCCACCACAAGAAGCACCACGACGAGGAGGGCGAGCACGGCGAGCACCACGAGGAGGAGAAGGGCCACAAGGGCGGCAAGUUCGGCGAGAAGAAGGGCCACAAGAAGGGCCACAAGACCAGCGGCUACCACCACAAGGUCCACAAGGACGAGUACCACAAGGAGCACAAGUUCUACGACGACUACCACAAGGGCGGCCACCACGAGAAGCACGGCCACCACCACGGCCACCACGGCCACAAGGAGGGCCACCACAAGAAGGGCGGACACCAUCACAAGGGCCACCACGAGGACCACAAGGGCAAGAAGGGCCACACGUCCAAGGGCCACCACGACGAGGACCACAAGGGCCACCACGGGAAGCACGGACACGAGGAGCACCACGACCACCACGAGAAGCACGAGAAGAAGGGCGGGCACCAUCACGGCAAGAAGCACCACUACAAGAAGGGCUGAGCCCCGAGCUCACCUGUAC